AAGAGACACUCAGAAUGGCAUGCUGGAUUUUGAAUGAAAAACUCUCAGUCCUAUUAUUAUUGGUGUGGCUGGGCUUGAAUUUAUAUCUGUUUAUUGAUACCUUCUGCUGGUAUGAAGAUGAAGAUGCUUACAUUUAUACACGGAUUAUGCUGGGAUCAACCUUGGCUUGGGCGAGAGCUUCUGCAACGUGCCUUAAUUUUAACUGCAUGCUAAUCCUGUUACCAGUCAGUAGAAAUCUUAUUUCAUUCUUAAGAGGAGCAAGCACUUGCUGUGGAGGAGCACCAAGGAGGCAGCUUGACAAAAACAUCACAUUUCACAAGGUGGUUGCCUAUGGAAUAGCUGUAAAUGCAACCAUCCACAUUGUUGCCCACUUGAUCAAUAUAGAGCGGUAUCACAACAGCCAGUCAAAGGAAGCAGGGGGGCUGCGGAAUAAGCUUUCUGGCCUUGGCAAGAGGCCAAAUGAAAGCUACUUGAACCCAAUCAGGACCUACGAAACAAACAUAACAGGAGAGGUACUGACCACCAUAGCUGGAGUAACAGGAGUUAUGAUAACUGUGGCUUUUGUUCUGAUCGUGACUUCAUCCACAGAGCUCAUCAGAAGGUUGUGCUAUGAGGUGUUCUGGUAUACCCACCACCUCUUUGUGGUUUUCUUUAUUGGUUUAAUAAUCCAUGGUACAGGUCAGCUAGUCCGGGCUCAGACACCUCACAGUCUGCUGCUUCACAACAUCACUUACUGUAAAGAACACUACUUGGAAUGGGAGAAAACCACUCAGUGCCCUUUGCCGCAGUUUUCUGGUAACAAACCUGUGGCUUGGAAAUGGGUUGUGAGUCCUGUGGUGCUGUAUAUCUGUGAAAGGAUUGUUAGAUUCUGGAGAUUUCAACAGGAGGUAGUCAUUACUAAGGUGGUGACACAUUCCUCUGGAGUCCUAGAGCUUCACAUGAAGAAGCAUGGCUUUAAAAUGGAAGCAGGUCAGUAUAUCUUUCUGCAGUGCUCAUCGAUCUCACCAUUGGAGUGGCACCCCUUCACCCUCACCUCAGCUCCUGAGGAAGACUUCUUCAGUGUUCACAUCAGGGUAGCUGGGGACUGGACUGCAGCCCUCUUCAAGGCUUUUGGAGCAGAGGAGAAAACUUUCAAGGAGUUGUGGAUGUUACCAAGAUUGGUUGUGGAUGGACCAUAUGGAUCUGCAACCACAGAUGUUUUUCGCUACAGAGUGAGUGUGUGCAUUGCAGCCGGGAUAGGAGUCACGCCAUUUGCCUCUAUUUUAAAAUCCAUUUGGUACAAGUGCUGCAAUCCUCACACAGUAUUGGUGCUGCAGAAGGUUUAUUUUUACUGGAUUUGCCGAGACCCAUCCACAUUUGAGUGGUUUGCUGAUCUUCUGUUCCUUUUGGAAACAAAAAUGAUUGAAAAAGGGAAAAAUGAUUUCCUAAGUUAUCACAUAUUUCUUACUGGCUGGGAUGAAAGUCAGGCUACUCACAUAGGCCUGCAUUAUGAUGAGAAGGUGGAUGUAAUUACCGGUUUGAGGCAGAAGACCUUCUAUGGAAGGCCAAACUGGGACAAUGAGUUCAAGCAGCUAGCUGAAAACCAUCCUAGCAAUAGCAUUGGAGUAUUCUUCUGCGGACCCAAGAAUCUCUCUAAGACACUUCAAAAGAUGUGCAACUCAUAUUCAACAGUUGAUCCAAGAGGAGUUCAAUUUCACUACAACGAAGAAAGUUUCUAGACUGUACUUCUCAACUCUCUAAUAGAUAUUACCAAGUUAUACUUUUUUCUUCACAUUCUCCUGUACUCUAUCCAUUCUGUGGCAUUCAAGCUGUAAACUGAAGCAGCAACACUGAAUUAGUGGAAAAAUACCAUCCUAUGCCAACUAAAGAAUUGAAUCCAAUCCUUAGCAUUUCCUUCAAAGAACUGAAGGACCAAUUUCUAAUUGCUCAGUCAGUGAUGCAGUGAAUCCAGCCACAUCUGUUUGAAGACACAUACAAAUCACUAAACUUUGAAGAAAAAGGCAAGAGAGAAAAGGAAAUGAAGAACUGCACCUCACUGUUAUGUGUGAUCAAACUACUACUGCAGGCAAUACUAUCAUUCCUGCUGUUUAAAUCAUGCCCAGCCAUUCAAAGCAUUUUCCUUCCUGGUGUUCUGAUCUUGCACUUCUAGCCUCCAACUGCGCACACAUCCACAUCACCUUUUGUGUCAUAGCAAUACUGUUUAAAUAUACACUUUUCAAUGAAUUCCUUUUGACCUACCAAAGCAGGCAACAUUUAAGCAUGCUGUUUCUGCAGAGGUACUGGCAGAGCAUACCAUAAGCUAAUAUUUUCUGAAGGUUAAGGAGACUGUAGAAAUUCUGGCACUCAGCAAAUGCAUGUCCUGAGAGAGGUAACUGGAACUGUGGGAAAAAGUUUCGUGCGUCCUUUAAAUGCUACGCUGCUUCAUGAGCACUGAAGAAUGGACUACAGAAAGUUAUAGAAUCACGGGUAUCACAGAUUGGCUGGCAUGGAAAGGGAUCUCUGGAGGUCAUGCGGUCCUGGGUCAUGUGUCCUUUCUUUCACUUCUUGUGCACUUUGUUUUUGUGGUGUUUUCUUUUUUGUGUGUGUGUCAUUCCUGGUUCAUUAGUGUGAAGUCCUGCAGAGUGCCUGUCUUAAUUGACCUUUAAACACUUUUACCUACUAAUCUUGAUCAGCUCACAGCUGGCUUCUCAUCCACCCAUCUACCCCUAUGCAGGGCUACAUGUAUUCCUGCCAUUCUCACUCAUAAAGGGCAACUGCCCACCUCACCACAGCAGCCUGUCUUUCCCAAAAAGCCUGCAGUCAUCCAUUGCAGCUAUACAGUCAUAUGUACUAUCAUACUAUGCUCCCGGGGAGAUCAUAGCCAUUCAACAACACGGAAGCCCCUAAUUCUUCCCGUGUCCUUCCUAUACCAUGAGAGCUAGUAGGCAGCACUUCAGAGGGGUAUCUUGCCACAUGGGUUUUACAGAAAGGGAUGAGAACUUCUUUUGUCAUGCUAUCCUGUCAGAAGUUACUUGUUCACAUGCAUACAUUUGGGAUAGGUUUGCUUCUGCCAUGUUUUGUACCUGUUAACACUGUCUCACACACUUUGCUUGUUGCCUGCGAUUCCUCACUUGGCUAUUGGUCAGCUGCUCUCACCUGCUGUUCCCAUUUCAAAACUCUCCUCACAGGCUGCCUAGGGAGAUGGUGGAGACACGAUCCCUGGAGGUGUCCAAGAAAUGUGUAGAUGUGGUACUAAGGGACGUGGUUUAGUGGGGAAGUAUAUGUGACAGGUAAACAGUUGUUCUGGAUGAUCUUGGAAGUUUUUUUCAACCUUGGUAAUUCUAUGGCUCUACAAUUCAGCACAGUUAAGCAUGUAGAGCACCAAAUUAUUUUAGAACUAGGGAGGAGACAAUAUUAAAAAAUUCAUGACUUACGUAAGCUAGAAAAACAAGAAAUGUAUUUCCUUACCUCACUCCCCCAGCACAGAAGUUAGAGAAAUCUAUACUCAAGUUGGAAUGAGGCAUAAUGGAGUUCACUAGGAUCAUGUAAUGCAUUUCUCCAGCCACACAAGAAAAGUGGAAGGUAGAAAACAUCCUGUGCAUGUCAGCAGUUGAAUAAGACAAAUGACAAUAUUAUAUAUGUACACAUACACACACGGGAAAUGCCCACAAGAGGGGACAUGGCUGUAUAGGCAAAAGAAACAACAAUAAAAAUUGUGUCACAGAGAAUUACAAUAUUAUUCUACAUCUCUUCUAUUAGGAUAUACAGUAUGUGUGAACUGAGCUUGAUACAGUCUUAUUAUUAUUAAGUUUAGGGUAAGGCAUCUUUAUUUUAAAUUGCUGAAGUUUUCUUAAAUGCCUGCCUAUGUGAAAUGAUUAAUGCGAUGCAUACUGUGUAGCAGUAAAGUGAGUGGAGAAUUAGAGCCUCUGCCAGUUCACCUAGAGGCAUUUAUCUUUCAUUUUUUUCCCUGGUGCCCGUGCUGAGCCUCAGGGUAAGCUGACACAUUUUUUAAUAUAAAUUAAGUUUCUUUUUUUGUGUGUGUUGAAAAUCUUGAAGGAAAUGAGAAAUGUGUGUAGGCACCAAUACCAGCUGCCAUUGCAUGAAAGAAAGAGGUGACAAUUUCCUGCAGAUUCUGAAUGAUUGUUUUAAUGGGGUUGGAUUGGAGGUAACAAGCACAAAGAUAUUGUGCUGCCAGAAAAACAGGAUCUGUUCUACCCCUAGCCUCAUGCAACAAGAUGCAACAUUUAGCUUCUGGCUCAACAUGGCAUCUCUUCACUGCUUUGAUUUAUUCUCACUUUUGCAAAUCACUGUGGCAUGCUACAGGAGAUGCAUUUAGAGCCCUUGUUAUAGUUCAUUGAGUAGUACUGCUGUUAUCACCACCAGAGGAAAAUUUCACUUGUAUCAGGACUGAGUGACCUAGAAUAAAAGAAAAAUAAUAAUAAUAAAAAAAAAGAAAUGGGGAGAUUUGUUGAACCAGGAUGAUACUGCAUUUAGAUUGAGUGAAAAUCUCUUUAUUACAAAUACAAUUUAAAUCAAAAUGGAAACUAGGAAAAUUUGGCUUCCUGCCUUGUUUUGAAUAACACUGAACGCACAGCAGUGAUGAUAAUGUGAGUGCAUGUGUAAUGACUCUAUUAUUAUGUUUAUAUAUGGAAACAUCAUUCACUGUCAUGGAAAAUGAAAGAUAUCUUCAUGGAUUUCUCUGUUCAGCUUCUUCAGCAGGAAGUGUUCAGCACUUCUUAGGACAAUAUUAGUAAAUAAAACAUAGUCAUAACAGCACACGUUUAUCACAUCCUGUGACAGAAAACUAAUCAUAGACAAGGAUCAUAAAUACGUAGAUUAAUUACUUUGGCUCUCACAGUAGAAAUAAUGGUAUUACAAUAGUAAGAGUUGUUUUAUGAUAAUUUAUGCUUAUUUAUUAGGAAGUCUAAGUUGAAAUAUAUGAUUUUACAUGUUUUGGGCUUCCCUCCUUUCUUCCUUCCCCCAAGUUAUACAUGUAGUCGAAAUUAAGCAAGUUUGUGCCUUAGUUUACAAUGGAAGAUAAAACAGGAGCUACCACUUUCCACACUAUGUCCAUCAUAUGGGACAUAUAUCAUAUCAUUACAAAGAUGUGCUUCUUUCCUGCUUUUGGAUAUAAUAAAAGGGCUAAGAGGAAAUGUUAACUGCAACAAAAAUGCAAAUUUCAAAUGUUUGAAUAUUCCUGAUUAGCAGGAAAUUCUAUAAGAACUGCCUUAAAGGUAGCUCAGCCACUCUGGAGGAGUAAUAAACUAAGUGACAUGGUGGCUUUGUUGUCUUUUUUGGUCAACAAUUUUAGUGUUGGUUGUUUUUCUUUUCUUUUUUUCUAAGAGGGGGGGGAAUCAAUUGCAUUUCCUCAGGAACAAUGAAAAGGAAAAGAAAAAUGUGACACUGCUUCAACCCAGCUUGACCUAUGAAUGCGAAAAGGAUAAAUAAAGCAUGCAUUCAAAGAAUGCAAAUUCGUGGUGAUCUAAGCAGCAUAGCAGGAGGUGGCUCUGGAGGUCCGUGACUGUGUGCAGUAGAAAUUAACUGUCCCCAGUCUGCUGUCUCCUCUCCUGACACUUCUCAAGCAUCCCAAUGCCAGGCAUGAAUCUGCCUUGAUCUUCAGAAACACUUACAAGGUUGAGGGCUGUACCAGGGACUGGAUAGCCUAUAGCCUGAAUCUCCUGAGUGCUUAGCUAGGCAUUUUCCUACAAGUCAGGUUAUCUGUUCUGUAGCAGUAACUCCAUCUCCUUAUGUCUGAUCAUUUAAUUGUCUGAGAAAUUCUGUACUUCAUUGUCUAUGGAAUAAAAUUGAGUGUCCAUUGCAUUUAAGCUGCAGUCAUGAACAGAAACAUUUUCCAGGAAUGCCUACUUACACAGUUCUUGCAUUUGGACAUGUUCAAAUGAGGGUGAACUGAUUAUCUGCAUUUUAAAAACAUAGCCAAAUGAGUCUGUUUAACAUUAGUCUUCUUGACCUUCAACAAAUCAUCUCAUACAGUGAAAUAAAUUUCAUUCACACAACGGUUUUAAUAUAAGUGAACAAAUGUGUCAGUUGACAUGGAAACACACUUUUUCUCCUAUCAAAAGCAAGAAAGGACUAAAAAGCUAAGGCUCAUUAAAAGAUAUAUAUUAAUAACCUUUCAGAAUACAUAGAAACAAACAAAAGUUUUACAGUAUAAUGAAGCACUCAAACUAGCAUAUUUCAAAGGCCAGCUGCUUCAAGUAGUUGCAACUAUUAUUUCUAAACAAUAAUGAUUUCUAACGUGGUAAGACAUUUUUAUUCACUGAGGAUAAAAGCCCGGAGCCUGCCAAUCCUUACACAUGUGCCUCAAACUUACUUCAAACAACACUUUUACUGUCCUAGAGGAUUAAAUAUGGUUCCCUUUGAUGAGCAUGCAUAGAAGACUAACAUCAAGUUGAAGGGUGGGUCUGGAAGGCCAAUCUAUUUUAUUCUAUUCUAUUCCAUUAAACUACUGGACUGCCUUCAUUUUUGUGUAGACUGUUUCUCUGGUGCAGUAAUUCUGAAUAUGAAAGAUAAUUUACAAUCAUAUUCACCUUAAGGCACAUGGAUAAGAUUUCAUUGAUGCACUUCAGCAAAAGGCCUGAGUUUUGGUGGUCUCAUAGCACCAAUUAUAAUCAAUUAUACUGGUCACAGGAACUUGAUCAACCUGCAAAACUGAACACUCAUUAUUUGUACAUUACUAUAUAAUGUCAUUAUAUUUAGAUAAAAAUGUUUAGAUUGAGGAAUGCCUAUCAUCUGCACAGUAAUAUUAAUAAAACAGUCAUGCAAUUUUC
This is a messenger RNA of Lagopus leucura (white-tailed ptarmigan), 6767 nucleotides long. It is a transcript of the gene NOX3, whose product is annotated as NADPH oxidase 3. The transcript has 13 exons. Lineage: Eukaryota; Metazoa; Chordata; Aves; Galliformes; Phasianidae. Gene Ontology annotation, biological process: superoxide anion generation; defense response. The coding region runs from base 15 to 1718 and encodes 567 amino acids. Gene Ontology annotation, molecular function: superoxide-generating NAD(P)H oxidase activity. The record is from RefSeq and is a predicted model, not a curated record. Gene Ontology annotation, cellular component: NADPH oxidase complex; plasma membrane.